Aspergillus aculeatinus CBS 121060 is the source of this 608-nucleotide messenger RNA. RefSeq lists its product as uncharacterized. The transcript has a single exon. Lineage: Eukaryota; Fungi; Ascomycota; Eurotiomycetes; Eurotiales; Aspergillaceae. The record is from RefSeq and is a predicted model, not a curated record. Bases 104 to 484 code for a protein of 126 amino acids.
UCGUGAUUCAUGAAAAGGUUGAUGAUUUGAGCGGGAGGAUGUAGGGCGAUGACCCAAACACGUGCGUUUGAGGCUGACCGAUCUCCAGCAUAAUCUGGAUAUCAUGUCACACCAAGGACUUCCCUCCUGCGGGGGGAAGAACUAUACGAACGACUGCUUGUCCACUUGCCGAGGCAGGGUAGGGCUCUGUAGUUCCCUUGGACAGUGCUCGAUGAUUACCUACCUAGGUAGGCGUUAUCAGAACAAUGACCUUCAGGUGCCCAGAUUGCCCUUGUCGAUCAGCCAUCCAGGCCAAUUGGUAACGUUAUCUGCCAUACAUGAUACAAUACUCGUAGGAGUCUCGGGUCGAUCGCGGCCAUUGCCUUUCGGUUCGGCUAUUUUAUGGGGCUCUCUCCUUGUCUCCGUGGCCCUGGCUCUGUCGCAGUACUUUCGGGCGGAGAACAGGAGAUCUCUGAACCGAAUAACCGGUGGAGGGGGGCGCUGAUUCUCUUCUAUACUGGCAACGUUUAUUGGGAUGACUGACGACAACUCUGGUUGACCGUGGGAGGGGUGAUUUUCAGGAACGGCGGCGCGAGGUUGGAAACUAUGCGACUCUGGAGAUGGUCGGU